CUCGGUCCAGCGCUGUACAGUCUUCCCGUGCCGGCAUCUUUAGUGUCUACAGUCUCUGGUCAUCCCCUGUACUGUCUGCAGUCUCUUGGUCAUCCCCUGUACUGUCUGCAGUCUCUUGGUCAUCCCCUGUACUGUCUGCAGUCUCUUGGUCAUCCCCUGUUCUGUCUGCAGUCUCUUGGUCAUCCCCUGUACUGUCUGCAGUCUCUUGGUCAUCCCCUGUUCUGUCUGCAGUCUCUUGGUCAUCCCCUGUUCUGUCUGCAGUUUCUUGGUCAUCCCCUGUACUGUCUGCAGUCUCUUGGUCAUCCCUGUACUGUCUGCAGUCUCUUGGUCAUCCCCUGUACUGUCUGCAGUCUCUGGUCAUCCCCUGUACUGUCUGCAAUCUCUAGUCAUCUGUACUGUGUCCGAAAUCUCUGGUCAUCCCCUGUACUGUCUUCAGUCUCUGGUCAUCCCCUUAACUGUCUUCAGUCUCUGGUCAUCCCCUGUAAUAUGUCCGCAGUCUCUGGUCAUCUGUACUGUGUCCGCAGCCUCUGGUAAUCCCCUG
Molecule: messenger RNA, 541 nt
Organism: Staurois parvus
Lineage: Eukaryota; Metazoa; Chordata; Amphibia; Anura; Ranidae
Source: the annotation of a GenBank genome assembly